AUGCAGUUGUUUGUCUCCACUAUUGCCCUUGCCCUCUUGGGCCGUUUCGCAUCCGCUGCGGCUGUGGCCCCCGUCGAGGAGAUUGUCAAGAAGGGUGACAGUGGUUGUUACAUCUACGAGGAUCCGGAUUGCUGUAUCAACUAUGGCGUUUGCGAGUGCCAGGACGGCCACUUUUAUCAGGUCAAUCAGGCGAAUGGCGGGUAUAACUGCCAACCACCGUGGGGCUACUUGGCUAGCAGUGUAUCUGGCCUUCCGGGUGCCUGCUGCUAG
This is a messenger RNA of Neoarthrinium moseri, 270 nucleotides long. RefSeq lists its product as uncharacterized. The transcript is spliced from 3 exons. Bases 1 to 270 code for a protein of 89 amino acids. The record is from RefSeq and is a predicted model, not a curated record. Lineage: Eukaryota; Fungi; Ascomycota; Sordariomycetes; Amphisphaeriales; Apiosporaceae.